Papaver somniferum (opium poppy) is the source of this 1389-nucleotide messenger RNA. Its product is annotated as IQ domain-containing protein IQM3-like. Gene Ontology annotation, molecular function: protein binding. The record is from RefSeq and is a predicted model, not a curated record. Bases 1 to 1389 code for a protein of 462 amino acids. The transcript is spliced from 6 exons. Lineage: Eukaryota; Viridiplantae; Streptophyta; Magnoliopsida; Ranunculales; Papaveraceae.
AUGGAGGUUGAAACAUCUUUCCCACCUUCUUCAUUCCCUGUUGCUCAUAAAUUAUUAGAUAAAAGAAUGGUACUUGUUGAUGAUACCAGUUUAAAUACAGAGGUCAUGAAUUCAAUGGUGGUUAGCAAUGAAGAGAGAGAAGAAAUAGAAGAAAGUUCUGAAACUUUGACUAGUAGGAAUACAGAUAUGGUUGAUUCAAUGGUGGUUACUGAGAAAGAAGAAACUGAAUUUUUUUCUGAAACUUUGGUUACUAAGAAAUCAACGGUGAUUAACAUUCAAGAAGAAUCAGGAGAAGGAAGUGAAAAUUUUGUAGAAGCGGUUGAGUUGAGAUCAGCAACAGAGAUUGAUGGUUCUGGAGGGGAAACUAAAGCUGUGUUGAAGAUGCAGAAAGCUUACAGAGGUUAUAGGACUCGGCGUAAGUUAGCUGAUUCUGCUGUUCUUGCUGAAGAAUACUGGUGGCAAGCAAUUGAUUUUGCUAGAUUGAAUCACAGUACAAUCUCAUUUUUCAAUAUGCCAGAAACACCUAUCUCAAGGUGGAAUCGAGUUGCUAUGAAUGCGUCCAUAAUGACAACUGUUGGGAAAGGAGAACUUAUGGAUACAAGUAUAGGAUCUGAAGGAGCUAAAUGGAUAUUUGUAAUGAGUACAUCCAAGAAACUUUAUGCUGGAGAGAAAAAGAAAGGGUGUUUUCAUCAUUCCACUUUUCUUGCUGGAGGAACUACCUUGGCAGCUGGAAGGCUUGUUGCGGAGAAUGGAGAGCUUAAGACAAUUUCUGCAUACAGUGGACAUUAUCGUCCAACUGAAGAAAACCUCGACAGCUUUAAAGAUUUUCUCAGUGAAAAUGGGGCCGACCUUAACAAAGUUCAGAUUCGCUCUUCUACUGAUGACCACAAGAGCAAUGGAGACAGCAAUUCAGUUCAUGGGAGUGGACCAUUAGAAGCUUUUGCCAAUAAAACUGAAGCCUCAGCAUCUUCUGAUUCUCUUCAUCUUGAAAUUCCGAAUGGUGAAGUGGAAGACCAAAUACUCUCAGAACCAACAGAAGGUAGUCUCGGAAUUGAAAGGAAAGCAAGUCACAAGAGAACCUUAUCAGGUGGUCUCCAAAGUCCAAGAGCAGAUGUGCCCAAGAUAAAAAUAUUACAGAGGAUCAAUUCCAAAAAUGCAACAUCUUCAUAUCAGCUUGGUCAUCAACUCUCGCGAAAAUGGUCCACCGGAGCCGGUCCAAGAAUCGGGUGUGUUGCAGAUUACCCUCCUGAAAUACAACAACAAGCCUUGGAGUUUGUCAAUCUCUCACCAAGAGCUCCGCUUGAAACUUCUCAACACUAUACUGAACUCUUUCCAUCUUCUCCUCGCUCCAAAAAUGGUUCAGCGGGUAACUGCACUGUUGAUAAUUGA